Molecule: messenger RNA, 2836 nt
Organism: Syzygium oleosum
Lineage: Eukaryota; Viridiplantae; Streptophyta; Magnoliopsida; Myrtales; Myrtaceae
Exons: 11
Coding region: 374-1768 (464 amino acids)
Biological process (GO): retrograde transport, endosome to Golgi
Cellular component (GO): Golgi membrane; Ric1-Rgp1 guanyl-nucleotide exchange factor complex
Source: RefSeq, a predicted model, not a curated record
UCGACAUUAGCGACUCGCACGUGAUAUACAUGGCGUCGAAUUUCACCUCCGAUCCGCCCGCCAUCGGUCCAUCAACACCAUGUCCCGUCGCCGAGAUCGUCAUUUCUCUCCGGUCCAACUAAAAUAACUGGCACGCUCUCUCUCUCUCUCUCUCUCUCUCUCUCUCUCUCUCCAUCUCCUCCUCUUGGAUCUGCCUCGUGUCCAAAACGCACUUCCGAUCUGCACUCUCUCUCUCUCCCUCGCCGCGCCGCACUGCUCCGCGAUUCCGUCCCGGGCGCGUGGACUCUGCAGCUCCGAUCUCUCGUCGAUGGAUCUGUAGAAGCGUCCCCCUGGUCCGAUCCCCGCCGGAAGUCCCCCGCGCCCGCCGCCGGCGAUGUUGCCGCCGAGGUUCUCGAUCUUCGGGGGCGGCGAUUCCAGGAAGUCGGGCGGCAGUAGGGGCCCGAAGAGCGAGCUCGCCUCGCCGCCCUCCAUAAGGCUCCGCACGGACAAGGAAGUGUACAGGCCCGGAGAUGCGGUGGUCGCGACUGUCGAGAUCGUCACUCCCGACGCGGGCGGCGUGGUCAGGAACGGCUCGGUUUGCUCGCUCCUGAUCAAGCGCCUCGGCUUCGAAAUCAGAGGGAUUGAGAAGUUGGAUGCUCAGUGGUUCGCCACCCAGAAGCCCUCGCCGGAGUCCAGACAGCGCAGAGGUGAAUAUGCUUUUAUGGACUGCUCAGUGUCGUCCAUUGUCUCGAAUCAGAUUGUUUCCUGUGGCACCACUAAAACCUAUGUGAUUCGAGCUGUGCUGCCAAACAUCAUACCGCCAUCAUACAGAGGUGCUACAAUUCGUUACUUGUACUAUAUAAAGACUAUGUUAUCAGGACAAUGGCAGAUUCUUGAAACUGGUCACUCUCAGAGGGAAUUAGCGAAAGAUCUCGCUGAAUUGGAAGUUCGUGUGCCGCUACAAGUUUGGGUUGAUCAGAAGAAUAGUGGGUUGCUAUUGGAUGAAGGUCAAAGUGAAGGUAUCGUUCCUUUAUCAACCAUUCAGCUGGAUAUUUACUGGAAAGAGAUGGAUGGCGAGUCAGACUGGGUUCGAGCAAAUGACAUAUAUGAUGGAGUUGAGGAAGGUUAUGAUAGUUCAAGGGAUGAGAUAUCAUCUGUCUCCUCAUAUAACCCCAGUAGAGAAAAUAUACACAGAGCCUUCGGGAGUUCGCUCUCCUUGCAGUCGUCUAUAGCAAGAUCUUCAAGCAGAGAUAUAUUAUUCGCGGAAGGUGAACGGAUGAGUCUAUCAUCAAAUUUGGCACUUCCUCGUCUGUCUGCAGCGGAAAUCCUCCAUGAGAAUGAUGAUGCCCAUACUUCAGCUGUUGCCUCUCCAAAUGAUCAGUCAAAGCUUGGACGAUCUCUUUCAACAGAUAACCAUGAGGGAGCAUUUUCCCCUAAUGCAGAGGAAGGAUUUAUUCGAGCAAGAUCCUACAAUAUCAGAAUGGAUGACCGUGUUCUGCUCAGAUUCUCUCCAAAAAACUCAGACUCGACUUAUUACUUCAGUGACGCGAUUGGUGGAACUCUAACCUUUUUUCCUGAGGAAGGAGCCCAGAGAUGCCUUGAGGUUUCCAUAACAUUGGAGAUGUCAGAGACUAUAAAUAGGCGUUUUGUUCAUCCUUCCAGGAAAAAUUCACCUACCAUCACAAAGGAUGUGGAUUUAACCACUUCCAACGGACAACCAAAGACAAACAAAAUCACAGCAGGUAGGAAAACAAGCAGAAUAACUAUAAGAAGGAUUGUCAGAAUUUGAGUGUUUAACAUGUGCUCAAAUACCAUGUUAGAAAACGUUUGUUCCCACAAAUCAAGUCGUUAGUAAAUAGGCCCACAGUCUUUAUCUAGCAAUAUAACUGAAUGAUGUGACCUGGAGCUUUUUCUCUGAUUAAAUACUUGUUAUGUGCGUAAAUUUGAUGGGCGAUUUAAGAGAGUAAAUUUUUCAAUAUUUAAAUAUGUAAUUCUACGUCCCAAAUUUAGAUGAUUCAAAGCUUAAGGGUUUUUUUUUUUUAUCUUUAGCAUAGGUAAAUUUAGUAAGCAUUGCAAGUUUUUACUAAGUCAAAAUAUAAAAUCACGAGAAGUCCAAAGACGUACAAUGCUCAUGCACCUUUCUGCUUUUGCGGUCGUAUUUGGGAAGCUUGUUUUAAUGAAUUUUUUUGCUCAUACAACUUUUCCUUGAGGGAUGCUUUGGGGAUUACUGUGCUGCCAGUGCUGCAAUAUAGCAUUCUAUACAGAAAAGGUGCAAUAGCAUUAAGUGCUGCCUAUGGCUCCCUUGGGGAGCAUUGACAAAGGAUUUUGAUGAUUGGCAACCUAUGGAGAGUAGGAAAGUAAUGAUCAAUAUUAUAGGGCUUCCGACACCUUAGACAGAGUUUGAAAUUGUUUAUCAUAUACUGAUGCAUUGUGAGUGGGUGCCUCAGUUCUAAUAGAAUGGAGGGAAAGGGGACCUACAGCUUUGGAAGUCGUAACAUAUGGAUCCAUUCUGUAAAGAAAAGAUGUUUUACAUUUCUAGAUUACUGUACGGACAAAAUCUUGAAACACGUUCUAGGAAUUGGCAUCCCUUACUUCUGAAAAAAGAAAGAGAGAGAGAGAGAGAGAGAGAGAGAGAGAGAGAGAGAGAGAGCGAGCUUGCUCCUUAUACAGAUUAAUUCUGCUAAGGUCAAUAAAACUUUGGCAUGUCACUGCUGAUAUUUUUAUUAUACUGAUGAAGGAACAGUGAGGAAUUUGAGAUGCUAAUUUUCAACAUCAAGAACUUUGAGUGCCUGACCAUGGUGCUACUUUGAGUGCAUUGAUUGUUUUCUUUCUUUUUUUCUCCCAUAUUGUUACACUA